AUGUCUGUCGAGACCAUCACCACCAUCUCGCCCAUCACCAACAAGCCCGUUGUCGUGCGCAAUGGCUUGUCAGACGUCGACCUGCAGCGUCUCCCCGCCGAUGCGGUAGACGCCUUCAAUGCCUUCCGCACGACCACCCUGGAGGAGCGCAAGGCCAUCGUCAAGAAGGCCAUGGACAACCUUGAAGCUCGUACCGACCAGAUCGCCAAGGAGAUCACCGAGCAAAUGGGCCGCCCCAUUGCCUACACCGCGAAGGAGGUUUCGACCGCUGUCAUGCGCGGCCACUACCUCAACAAGGUGGCCGGCGAGGCCUUGGCCUCCACUGAUGGCGAACCUGAGAAGGGCUUCAAGCGCUACAUUAAGAAGGUCCCCGUUGGGCCCGUUCUGAUUCUGUUCCCGUGGAACUAUCCCUACCUUACCCUCAUCAACUCAGUUGUGCCCGCAAUUCUCGCCGGCAACUCCGUUAUCCUGAAGCCGUCCCCGCAGACGCCCACUAGCGCUGAGCACCUGCAGCAGGUUUUCGCUGACGCCGGCCUGCCCCCGAAUGUCAUUCAAUACUUCCACUGCGGCUCAUACACCCAGAUUGAGACGCUCGUUAGGAAUCCUUCUAUCCAAUUGGUGUGUUUCACCGGCUCAGUGGCCGGCGGUCUGGCGGUUCAGCGUGCUGCCAGUGACAGGAUCGAUGUGCGCGUCGGCCUAGAGCUUGGUGGCAAGGACCCUGCUUACAUUCGUCCUGACGUGGACAUCAAGUGGGCUGCCGAGGAAAUUGUCGACGGCGCCGUCUUCAACUCUGGCCAGAGCUGCUGCAGUAUUGAGCGAGUCUAUGUUCAGGAGAGCGUCCACGACGACUUCGUGGCUGCUGUCCAAGACGUUCUCAAGGGUUACAAGCUGGGCGAUCCUUUUGACACGAAGACCCACGUCGGUCCAGUCGUGUCCAAGAGGUCUGCGGAAACAAUCCGCUCUCACAUCAAGGACGCACUGGAAAAGGGUGCAAAGGACGCCACUCCUGACAACGACUCUUUCAAGAACCCGCCUGCCGACGGCAACUUCGUUGCACCUACACUUCUCACCAAUGUCAACCACGGCAUGGCUGUCAUCGCCGAGGAGACGUUUGGCCCGGUCAUUCCUGUCGUCAAGGUGAAGGACGACAAGGAGGCCAUCAGGCUGAUGAACGACAGCCAGUUCGGCCUCACCGCUAGUAUCUGGACCAAGGACGUGGAGAAGGGACACGCGCUAGCAGACGAUGUGGAGGCAGGAACCGUGUUCGUGAACCGUUGCGACUAUCCCGCACCGGACCUUGCAUGGGUGGGCUGGAAGGAGUCAGGCAAAGGACAGACGCUCAGCAAAUUCGGCUUCGACCAAUUCGUCAAGCUCAAGAGCUACCAUGUGAAGGACUACCCCAAAUAG
This is a messenger RNA of Diplodia corticola, 1407 nucleotides long. RefSeq names its product aldehyde dehydrogenase. The transcript has 3 exons. The record is from RefSeq and is a predicted model, not a curated record. Gene Ontology annotation, molecular function: aldehyde dehydrogenase (NAD+) activity. The coding region runs from base 1 to 1407 and encodes 468 amino acids. NCBI's taxonomy places the organism in Eukaryota, Fungi, Ascomycota, Dothideomycetes, Botryosphaeriales, Botryosphaeriaceae.